Molecule: messenger RNA, 861 nt
Organism: Ipomoea nil (Japanese morning glory)
Lineage: Eukaryota; Viridiplantae; Streptophyta; Magnoliopsida; Solanales; Convolvulaceae
Product: histidine-containing phosphotransfer protein 1-like
Exons: 6
Coding region: 71-529 (152 amino acids)
Biological process (GO): phosphorelay signal transduction system; cytokinin-activated signaling pathway; phosphorylation
Cellular component (GO): nucleus; cytoplasm
Molecular function (GO): protein histidine kinase binding; histidine phosphotransfer kinase activity
Source: RefSeq, a predicted model, not a curated record
AUGCUUCGAUUCCGACUGCGAAGUCUGCAUAAGUACUAAAACCAUAACCUAUAAGCUAAGCAAAUCAGCCAUGGAAGUUGUAGGACAGCUUCAGAAACAGUUUGUUGCGUUCAUGACUUCCCUGUAUCGUGAGGGCUUUUUGGAUGAUCAGUUUCUGCAGCUUCAGAAACUGCAAGAUCAGAGCAACCCAGAUUUUGUGGUUGAAGUCGUUUCGCUUUUCUUUGAGGAUUCUGAGAAGCUUAUCAAUAAUAUGGCCAAUGCCCUCCAGCAACAAGUUGUAGAUUUUAAGCAGGUUGAUGCCCAUGUCCACCAGCUCAAAGGUAGCAGUUCCAGCAUAGGUGCACAAAGAGUAAAGAACGCUUGUGUUUCGUUCAAGAACCAUUGCGAGGAGAGGAGCCUUGACGGAUGCGUGAGGUGUCUGCAAGUUCUGAAAAACGAAUACUUUCUUGUCAAGAACAAGCUCGAAACCUUGAUAAGACUUGAACACCAAAUCGUGGCUGCUGGUGGCACAAUACCAUUGUUGUCUUGAAACCUUAUUUUGGGCAGGCACGACGCCACGAAGAUUUUCUAUAUGCUACGACUGUUAGCUAGGCUCUGAUAGAUCGUAGAAGCACAUCCAAGGGAAUACCGGGUCUUGUCAUUCGUCGUUCCCUCGAAUUUAGUUUGUUAGUAUUGAACUUAAUACCGGUUUUAGCUCGACGUUGUGGUAUGUUAUUAGUCCAUAUAUGGCUCCGUGCUAUAUAUAUAUGUGUGUGCACGAGCGUGCAGUGAGAGCUUCUAUGUUUGUUUUGUAAUUGGAUAUGAGGAACUGUUAAUGUUGGUUAUGCAUGAUGUUUAUAUUAGUAGUGCAAUUAUAUUAAA